Messenger RNA from Aspergillus welwitschiae, 942 nucleotides. RefSeq lists its product as uncharacterized. The transcript has a single exon. The record is from RefSeq and is a predicted model, not a curated record. NCBI's taxonomy places the organism in Eukaryota, Fungi, Ascomycota, Eurotiomycetes, Eurotiales, Aspergillaceae. Bases 1 to 942 code for a protein of 313 amino acids.
AUGUACCUCCGCACCUCCAUCCUAGCCCUGGCCCUCGCCUCCGCCGCCCUCUCCGCCCCCAUCGACCCCGUCGACAACGCCAACGCCCCAGCCAGUGUGCCCGCUCCCACCGCAGCCCCCGGCCAGCCCGGGGACAUCAGCGCCGCCAGCAUCCCCGGCAUCACUGCCACCGUGACCAUCACCAUCUCGCUUCCCUGCGCCGGUGUCACCGCAACCAUCGGCCCCGCCAAGGGCCUAGAGGCUCGCGCCACAGAUGCAAUCCCUAGUAGCUCCAGUGUCUCUGUCAUCAAGUCCAGCAAUAUCAGAACCCUGCCUACCUGCGUGCCCUCUCCUUCUUCCACUGGUCCUGCGGUGUCUGGCUGUGCUGACGACGACGACGAUGACGAUGAUGACGACGACGACGAUGAUGAUGACAAUGGGAAUAGCCCCUCAUUCAUUCGGAAGCCCAUUCAAACCACCUCCUCUGUUUCCAGUGCUACCAAGACAACCAUGACUUCAGUCCCUACUGCUACUUCGACAACCUCGCAGAAGACUGACGAUGCGGACCCGUCUGCUACUGCUACGACUACUACUCCUGCCAUCCUGCUUCCAACUCCAACUGAGAGCUCUUCUUCAAAGGGACCUAGUGAUGGAACUACUACUACUGACGCUGCAUCCAAGACGGCCAUUGAUCCAUCAUCCACAUUCAUCACAUUGCCUUCUCCGUCGUCUUCACCUUCAGACAAGUCCACCACCAGCAGCAGUACUACCACCACGACCAAGUCCUCUCAGGAUCCAACCAUCACUUCUACCUCUAUUGCCACAUCUACCACCCAAUCCAAGCCUGAAGCCACACCCACAACAACAACAAAGAAGCUCAAGAUCAAGCGCGGAUUCGCUGCAAACGCGACGGGGGUUAUUGAGGUUCCGCCUCUGAAGCCUAAGCCUACUGGUGGUCGUUGA